Dicrocoelium dendriticum is the source of this 251-nucleotide messenger RNA. The record is from the annotation of a GenBank genome assembly. Lineage: Eukaryota; Metazoa; Platyhelminthes; Trematoda; Plagiorchiida; Dicrocoeliidae.
AUGCUGCCUAGCGACCGCACCUUGCGGGAUCGGUAUUUGCGCGCGAAAAGACGCCUCAAACAAAUUGAUCAAAGGGAUUGUCCUAUGGAGCGCAGGGAAAAUGAGAUCCCAACGCCUACAAGUUGUGACUAUACUUCGGUGUACUAUGAAUUUGGAUCGGGCUGGUGCAAUAGCCAACUCCGUCGAGCUUUCGAACUUGCCCGGAGACACAGAUUCAACAGUAGACAUGGGCACAUCCCACUUAGACUCAU